AUGUCAUACGCCAAAGAUCAGACCGAGAACCAAUCACACACGAACGAGCAGCUUUGCCAUAAGUGCGGCAACCCUGGCCACUUUGCGCGCGAGUGCCCCAAUUCUGAUGAUCGAAAUGCUGCCGGGAAUGAUAACACCUGCUUUAAGUGCGGCGAGAAGGGUCACUAUAGCCGGGACUGCACUAACCCCGCAAAGGCGGGAUCGGCUGGGAACAUAUCCUGCUACAGAUGUGGCGAGUCCGGGCACAUGAGCCGAGAUUGCCCCAACCCUGCGAAGGCGGGCGCAGCAGGUGUGAUAUCCUGUUACAACUGCGGUGAGUCCGGGCACAUGAGCCGGGAUUGCCCGAAGCGAAGCCGUUUGGGGAAGCGGGAUCGUGAUGGGGGGAACGCCGGUGGUGACCGUUCAUGUUACAGCUGCGGUGAGGCCGGUCACAUCUCGCGCGAUUGCCCCACCAAGAGAUACCGUGGCUCAAGCGACAAGACCUGUUUCAAAUGCGGUGAGGCAGGCCACAUGAGCCGUGAAUGCCCCAACCAACAAGGUGGUGGCAAUGGUGACCGUUCGUGUUAUAACUGCGGCAAGAGUGGGCACAUAAGCCGUGAGUGCCCGGACGAGCGUAGCGGCAAUUAUCAGCGUAAUGGUGGGAAUCGCACCUGCCACAAGUGUGGUGAGAUGGGCCACUUCGCACGUGAAUGUCCCACUAUCAGCGGCCAAGCUUAA
Phytomonas sp. Hart1 is the source of this 717-nucleotide messenger RNA. NCBI's taxonomy places the organism in Eukaryota, Euglenozoa, Kinetoplastea, Trypanosomatida, Trypanosomatidae. The record is from the annotation of a GenBank genome assembly.